Copidosoma floridanum is the source of this 2006-nucleotide messenger RNA. RefSeq lists its product as uncharacterized. Gene Ontology annotation, biological process: protein localization to plasma membrane. Gene Ontology annotation, cellular component: plasma membrane. NCBI's taxonomy places the organism in Eukaryota, Metazoa, Arthropoda, Insecta, Hymenoptera, Encyrtidae. The record is from RefSeq and is a predicted model, not a curated record.
AUGCAAUCGCUCUGUUGCUCCGCGGCAAUCACCGACGAGGAUCUAUCUGAGAAAAUCGCCUAUCUGAGCGACUCUUGCACCGGCCGGCUCAACGACACCCAGCUGUUCAAGUCGACGAACCACCGAGAACUGCGUCUUCUCGGCGAAAUCGUUCGCAGGAGCACCGACGCCCAACUCGCGACCCACGACCCGCACACCCUCGUAUCCUGCGCGAUAAAACUCCGGCUCAAGUACUUCAGCAGUUCCUUGCACUUCGAAGCCGACCUGUCCGAGCGCAGCCGCGAAAACAAACACCGGCUAGCCGAAAGCUACCUCGAGCACAUCCUCCGAGUUCUCCUCAUGGCGUCGAGAUCCCCGGGUAGCGUCGCCAAGACCGUCGUCGACACCCUAGAGGGAGAGAACUUUUGGGGCGCUCGGCUAUUUUGCGUCGGCGUCGUCUGCCAGUUGCUGAGCCUCGAGCCGACCGAAGCGGCCAUCCUCUGCCACGAGCUGUGUGACAAAAUCGAAUUCCCGAACAAGAGCAUCGACACGAAGCUGAUCGUCCGGGUGCUGUACGAGCUGCUCGACGUCCACCCUUGGCCCGACACCAGCGAGACCACCGCCUUUCUCGAGAGGAUUCUUAACCUGUACGACCGGAGCUUGCACGACGGGGAGCCGAAAAACGAGGCCGACGCGUUGUUCCCGAAACUCAGAGGUAGCCUGGAGCUCUGUAUCAGGCACGUCGUGAAGAACGUGUCGCGGGCCCACCUGAUACUCGUUAUCCAGCGUAUGACGGGCUGGUCGGUGCGGGCAGGCGUCAACGAGAACGUCAUAGCUAACUACGGCAGUGCCCUGGAGUACGUGGCUUCGAUGUACCGCGGUUAUUACUCCGUGGCCGACACCCUCACCUCGGAGAUGAUCGCGCUCCUGAUGGGGAUGAUCGCGUCGAGCGAGCGGUGCGUCUCGCUGCUGGGAAAUCGCGUGCUGCAGUACAUGAUCGACAGCGGGGAGAACCGGGUGCUCUUCGGCACCCCGAAGAUAUUCUUCGAGGGAAUGAAUGUGAAUCUCGCUAUCAAGGGCUUUAGAAGGGAGGACGGCAAAUUUUUGAAGCUGCACAGAGAAUUGACGCACGAGAGUUUGACCAAGAGUUUGAUCAAUCAUCGACAGGACAGGUUGAACUUGGAGACUACCUAUUGCACCCUGUGCCUCUUGGCUGCCGAGAUACCCUGUGGUUUCACGGCAGCCGUUAUGUCGUGUCUCAUGAUGAAUGUCCAAGACAUUGUCAUGAAAAACCCGGAGUUAAUUGGUAAAGAAGCCUCGUAUCACAUCCACGCGAUAAUAAUCUCGGUGUUGUCGUUCGUUUGUUGGAUUCACGAGGCCAAAGAUUUCCACGCUUACGUUUACAAAAUCGUGAUGGAACGGGCGCAGUGGGCGCCGCAUCUGAAUCCGCCGUUGCGCUCGAGUUACAAUAACUUUGCGGUGCAUCACGUACUUUGGGACAAGCCUGAAUUGUUUUUCGUGGACUGGGAAGUGCGAUACGGACUGUGGAGGCGAUUUCGUUUGAACGGAGCCGAUAAGGCCCAAGUGGAGCUUGUCACGAAUAAGAAUGACAAAGGGGAGUAUACCGCAUAGAAGAAAAUUCUUAUUGAACGUUAAGAAGAAGAAAUAACUGUACGGACAUAUCUCUGAUCUCUAGUCAUAUUCAGACAAAUUUUUAUUUUUCUUGAUUCAAACGCUUGACUAGUAAACUAAUUUCAAAUUUUUUUUUACCGAAAUGUAAUUACUUUUUUUUUUUACAAACUACACGCGAACUUUGUAAGAUUUAUCUUCGGCAACCCGAUGUAUUUCGAUGAUAUUUAUAUAUAACUUUAUGUACAAGCCUUGUGAGGAAACUUUUUUCCUACAGAAAGGAUUAAAAAAUAUAACGAGUGGUACGAGUCUAUAAAUAUCCAUGUGCAUAAAAUAUCUUAUAUAGUUACGUUGAUUUAAAUAUUUUACAAUCUUGUCAAACACAAAGUUUGAACUGA